Messenger RNA from Amphimedon queenslandica, 1011 nucleotides. RefSeq lists its product as uncharacterized. The transcript has a single exon. The coding region runs from base 1 to 1011 and encodes 336 amino acids. The record is from RefSeq and is a predicted model, not a curated record. NCBI's taxonomy places the organism in Eukaryota, Metazoa, Porifera, Demospongiae, Haplosclerida, Niphatidae.
AUGCAGGUAAUCCAAACAACGGCAGAGGGGCUGGGCUUACCACUGGAACCCAAAAAAACAGUGGGUCCAAAGCAGCAGAUAACCUUCCUGGGCAUAGAGAUCGACUCAAUAACAAUGGAAGUCAGGCUACCGCAAGAGAAACUGACCGAACUGCUAGAGCUUCUGGAGGCGUGGCUGGAUCGGAAGCACUGUACUAAAGACAAUCUAGAAUCACUAACGGGAAAAUUGCAGUUUGCCAGCCGGGUGGUACGCCCUGGCAGGUGUUUUCUGCAGCACUUCUAUGCAGCCAUAGCAGUGGCAAGAAAAAAAGCAGAGGUAAUGAGAGUCAAUAAAACAGUCCGGGCAGACAUUCGAUGGUGGCACACUUUUGCACAGGAAUGGAAUGGGACAUCCCUACUGUGGAGUUGUGGGAAGUUAAAAGUUGAUGAGGAGGUGUGGUCAGAUGCUUCAGGGGGGUGGGGCUAUGGGGCCUGGUGGCGGAAGCACUGGUUAAGUGUACCAUGGACAACCAUUCUGCAGGAAGCCCAAAAGGACUAUAUCGAAGAAGACUCAAUAGCUGUGAGAGAGCUGAUACCGGUGGUGGUAGCUGCAGCUAUAUGGGGGAGAGAGUGGAGAGGAAAGCUAAUACAAUUUAAUUCCGAUAACAUGGCGGUGGUAGAGGUAGUCAAUAAGAGAUAUAGCAGCAAAGUCAUGCUGAUGCAUUUGUUACGUUGUUUGGUCUUCUUUGCUGCAAAAGAAUCAUUUUGGUUCUCGGCACAGCAUGUACCAGGAAUAAAUAAUGGGCGGGCCGAUGCACUAUCCAGGGGAGAAAUUCACCGUUUUCAUUUCUAUUCCCCACAGGGCACAGAUCGAGAGCCAACUCAUGUCCAAAAGGAACUAGCAGAGAUACUCAUGGAUCCAGAAGGGGACUGGAUAUCAGAGCUCUGGACGCGGCAGUUCAGAAGUAUUUCAAUGAGGGUUUAUCAGCAGCAACAAGGCGAGUGUAUGAGUCGGGGCAGAGACGUUAUUUAG